AUGAAAUUCUCAAUCACCUCUAUGAUCGUGUCUGCCGCUGUGAUGGCUGGUGUCGUUACCGCGUACAACCCCAUCGGCCAGUCCUGCGACACCCCCGGUGGCUACGGGUGCUCACAGGACUCGGGUGUUAACGGCGGGAAUGCAUUCAUCUACGAAUGUGCGUCGACAGACACCUUCGUAUACGUUGCAGGCUGUGGCUGCCCCACUUGCUGCGAGGCCACGACCAGCGGUGCGUUCUGCACGUGA
Suillus clintonianus is the source of this 246-nucleotide messenger RNA. RefSeq lists its product as uncharacterized. Bases 1 to 246 code for a protein of 81 amino acids. Lineage: Eukaryota; Fungi; Basidiomycota; Agaricomycetes; Boletales; Suillaceae. The transcript is spliced from 2 exons. The record is from RefSeq and is a predicted model, not a curated record.